UGGUGCACUAUAGGGCUCAUGUGAUCUGUCACAUGACAGCGGAUCUGCAGAAACGCAGAAUGGGCCCCCGAGCCUGCCUCCUAGGGCUCCUUGCCCUCUUCGUCGCCGGCAAAUGCAGUUACAGCCCAGAGCCUGACCAGCAGCGGACGCUGCCACCAGGCUGGGUGUCUCUGGGCCGUGUGGACCCUGAGGAAGAGCUGAGUCUCACGUUUGCCCUGAGACAGCAGAACCUGGAGAGACUGUCCGAGCUGGUGCAGGCUGUGUCGGAUCCCGGCUCUUCUCGCUACGGAAAGUACCUGACCCUAGAGGAUGUGGCUGAACUGGUCCGGCCAUCACCACUGACCCUCCACACAGUCCAGAAAUGGCUUUUGGCUGCUGGAGCCCGGAACUGCCACUCAGUGACCACACAGGACUUUCUGACUUGCUGGCUGAGUGUCCGACAAGCAGAGCUGCUGCUCUCUGGGGCUGAGUUUCAUCGCUAUAUGGGGGGACCUGCAGAGACCCAUGUUGUAAGGUCCCCACGUCCCUACCGGCUCCCGAAGGCCUUGGCCUCCCACGUGGACUUUGUGGGGGGGCUGCACCGCUUUCCCCCCACAUCAACCCUGAGGCAACGCCCCGAGCCACAGGUGCCAGGUACUGUUGGCCUGCACCUGGGGGUGACCCCAUCUGUGAUCCGUGAGCGUUACAACUUGACGGCACAAGACGUGGGCUCUGGCACGACCAACAACAGUCAAGCCUGUGCCCAGUUCCUGGAGCAGUAUUUCCAUGAUUCAGACCUGGCUGAGUUCAUGCACCUCUUCGGUGGGAACUUCGCACACCACGCAUCAGUAGCCCGUGUGGUCGGACAGCAGGGCCGGGGCAAGGCCGGAAUCGAGGCCAGCCUAGAUGUGGAGUACCUGAUGAGUGCUGGCGCCAACAUCUCCACCUGGGUCUACAGUAGCCCUGGCCGGCAUGAGUCACAGGAGCCCUUCCUACAGUGGCUCCUGCUGCUCAGUAAUGAGUCAGCCCUGCCACAUGUGCACACCGUGAGCUACGGAGAUGAUGAGGACUCCCUCAGCAGCGCCUACAUCCAACGGGUCAACACCGAGCUCAUGAAGGCUGCUGCUCGGGGUCUCACCCUGCUCUUUGCCUCAGGUGACAGUGGGGCUGGGUGUUGGUCUGUCUCUGGAAGACACCAGUUCCGUCCCAGCUUCCCUGCCUCCAGCCCCUAUGUCACCACGGUGGGAGGCACAUCCUUCCAGAAUCCUUUCCGAGUCACAGAUGAGGUUGUUGACUAUAUCAGUGGUGGCGGCUUCAGCAAUGUGUUCCGACGGCCUUCAUACCAGGAGGAAGCUGUAGCCCAGUACCUGAGCUCCAGUCCCCACUUGCCACCAUCCAGUUACUUCAAUGCCAGCGGCCGUGCCUACCCAGACGUGGCUGCACUCUCUGAUGGCUACUGGGUGGUCAGCAACCGUGUGCCCAUUCCAUGGGUGUCUGGCACCUCGGCCUCGACUCCAGUGUUUGGGGGACUCCUAUCCCUGAUAAAUGAACACAGAAUCCUCAGAGGCUCCCCCCCUCUUGGUUUUCUCAACCCACGGCUCUACCAGCAGCAUGGGGCAGGGCUCUUUGAUGUAACACAUGGCUGCCAUGAGUCCUGUCUGAAUGAAGAGGUGGAGGGUCAAGGUUUCUGCUCUGGCCCUGGCUUGACUGUGACCGGCUGGGGAACACCCAACUUCCCAGCUCUGCUGAAGACACUAAUUAACCCUUGAUCCUUUCUUGCUAGAAGAGUGGGCCUGUCCACUGCCCCACAGCUGGUGGCUCGGUCCCUGAUUCUGCACUGUUGGAAGCCCUGCUAAACCCUCAACUGUUGACUGCCGCAGCUUAUUUCCCUAACCCAGAAAUGCUGUGAGCUUGACUUGAC
This is a messenger RNA of Balaenoptera musculus (blue whale), 1900 nucleotides long. RefSeq names its product tripeptidyl peptidase 1 (gene TPP1). Gene Ontology annotation, molecular function: tripeptidyl-peptidase activity; serine-type endopeptidase activity. Gene Ontology annotation, biological process: central nervous system development; proteolysis. NCBI's taxonomy places the organism in Eukaryota, Metazoa, Chordata, Mammalia, Artiodactyla, Balaenopteridae. The record is from RefSeq and is a predicted model, not a curated record.